Messenger RNA from Penaeus vannamei (Pacific white shrimp), 486 nucleotides. The record is from RefSeq and is a predicted model, not a curated record. Lineage: Eukaryota; Metazoa; Arthropoda; Malacostraca; Decapoda; Penaeidae.
AUGUUUCAGGACACGAGCGAGACCGAGUCGACAGGCGGGGCUGUAGGAGGUAGCGAAGGCCCCCCGAACAACGGGCCUUCUCUCCCCCCCGGGCUAAGUCCUGCUGUUGCUGCGGCCGCUGCAGCCGCAGGGGGCGUGGGCGCCCACUCCCUCCUUCAGCAGACCAUGUGCCAGUUGCUGCGGCCUUCGUCCCCUCGCGGAGAUGCGCCCUCCUCGCCGCCCCCGCUGGGACACCCGUCAGAGCCUCCUCGCUCUUUACACUGGGGCGCCCAGGACCUCCGACCUGACCUGGAUCGCCAAGAUGCCCACUCCCCGCCCUCGAUUGACCCCACAAAGACGAGCAGCGAUAAGGGCGAUAGUUUGUCUGGAACCUCAGGAUUUCCGCCCAAAUCGCCGCCAUCCAUGGGUCAGUUCAACAUGCCUGCAGAACUGUUCCAGGUAAGUCUCAAAAUUCGCUUUCCGACCCUCGUAUUCCACAUGCUCUAA